Carassius carassius (crucian carp) is the source of this 4041-nucleotide messenger RNA. It is a transcript of the gene flt3, whose product is annotated as fms related receptor tyrosine kinase 3. Gene Ontology annotation, biological process: cell surface receptor protein tyrosine kinase signaling pathway; cytokine-mediated signaling pathway; B cell differentiation. Bases 234 to 3173 code for a protein of 979 amino acids. The record is from RefSeq and is a predicted model, not a curated record. Gene Ontology annotation, cellular component: signaling receptor complex. Gene Ontology annotation, molecular function: ATP binding; transmembrane receptor protein tyrosine kinase activity. Lineage: Eukaryota; Metazoa; Chordata; Actinopteri; Cypriniformes; Cyprinidae. The transcript has 24 exons.
AUGCCCCCAGAAACAUAAUUAAUUCAGGGCAAUCUACUUGUCAAAACACAAAGGAGUCUUCUUUUUAUUGCUCUCAGACUAAUGCCCAACCUGAGGUGCCUAAACGUUAGUAGAAGUGAUGUUUUGUGUCAUGUGCUGAAGCCACUGUCUUCGUGCCAUAUUAAGAAGUGAUGCUUUGUGUCAUGCGCUGAAGUGAAAGUCUUUGCGCCUUUGUUCACUGUCCAUCCUAUUUCAUGAUCAGUCAAGGGUCGAGGAAGAAGCUGUUAUGCAUUCACGCGAUGCGUCCAGGAAAAAAGCUUUUAGUGGUGUUGCUCGUGCUGCACUGGAGCGCUCGCGCCAGAGGGGAGACGGACGCUUCAACGGAGACUCAUCCCCAGUGUGACACUGAUGGAUCGACUGUAAGAUGCACAUUGGAACAGACUCAUUUGAAGAGUCCUGACCCAAUUCAACUGGAUUUCACUGAAGGACAAACUGUGGAAAUUUACAGUGCAUGCCAACAAAAAGGCUCAGAUGGGCUUAAAUGUCUCUGCCAAAGGACAAAUACCUCUGUGCAUGCAUUACAGCACACUGAGAGAUUUGGAAAUGAAACAUACACUGUACUCUGUGGCAAUCAUAGUGUUACAGUUGUUCAGUCACCACAAACGAGGCCAUCAGUUCCAGUUCUCAAAGCUAUUGCAAAAGCAGGGUCUACAAAUAUAGCUCAGUUAGUGUGUACUUCUGAGGGGAACCCUAAACCAACCAUCAAGUGGUAUGGUAACAGAAAUAAUCCAGUGGAGGGCAUGAAAAAUAAGAAUAAGACAGAGAGCAUUUUGACAAGUAACAAUGAGCAUUAUGAAACUCAAAAUAUUACGUGCUGUGCCAGUAAUUCAGUGGGGGAAGAAUGUACUCAGCUUCAUCAUUUCGAUCUCAGUAGAGAAGUGGAUGGGCAAAAUGCUCAGACGAUUUUCCUGAAAUCUGGUCAGUCUCUGCUACUCCGAUGCAUCAUAAACUCUAUGGGUGACCCUGAACUGAGAUGGCACUUCAAUAACACAGAAGUCAAGGGUAUAACAUCGUUAUAUUUUCAUGACUGGACGGAAUACUUCUUUACUGAAUCAGUGAACGUGACACAUAGUGGGCAGUAUACCUGCAUAUCUAAUAACAAAAAAACUAGGAACACCCUUGUCAGGGUCCUUGAAAAUGACAAAAUCGACAUAUUGCAGUUGAAAGAGAACAACAGUAUAGUAGCACAAGAUAAGGCAAGCUUCUGCUUCCAGGCUCUGGUGUUCUCCUUCCCAAAAGCCCAGUGUCACUGGAUUACACCAAAUCAAACCGAGAUACAGUGCAGAGAGACUCAUUACCAUAAUUUUAAUAGUACAUUUAAGCUGUGUAACCCAGAACCAGGCCAAUAUCAAAUAAAACUAAAGAAUCAGCACUAUAGUGUCAUAAGGAGUAUGUCGCUCUGCAUUUCAGACAAUCCUAAAAUUGCAAUAAAAUUCCACAAUGAUUCAAAUGUCGUCUCUUGUGAGACUGAAAGCACCCUACCUAUGAAUUUAUCCUGGAAGAUCUGCCUGUCACAUACCAAUUGUAAUGAGGAAGGCUGGAAAGAGAUACCUGUUGUCCAGCCCAAGGUCAUGGAUUCAGAUAAAUUCUGUCAGAAGAAAAUUUAUUUUGCCAGACCCAGAUGGAACAGCGAGGACCAUUUUAUGAAAUGCUGCAUCUCUAACAAAGCAGGGGCUGAAUGUAGUGACCAAAUACGACUUCCAGCAAGUUUCUUUAGUAUUAAUUACAUGAUUUGCUUCCUGGUCAUCUUUAUUCUCCUCAUGAUCAUCUUUGCCUUAAUCAUCUUCAUCAGAGUUAAGAAGCCUGGCUACCAGUGUCAGAUCCAGAUGAUUCAGAUGAUCGGACCCAACGACAAUGACUACAUAUAUAUUGAUUUCAGGGAGUUUAAGUAUGACCUGAAAUGGGAAUUUCCACGAGAAAAUCUUGAGCUUGGUAAUGAGCUGGGAUCUGGAGCUUUUGGGAUGGUUGUGCAGGGUACAGCUUAUGGCAUCAACAAGCCUGGAGUGUCCAUUCAGGUAGCAGUAAAAAUGUUGAAGGAUAAGCACCAGGCAGUGGAAAAGGAAGCUCUGAUGUCUGAACUGAAAAUGCUGACUCAUAUUGGACACCAUGAAAACAUUGUCAACUUGCUCGGCGCUUGUACAAGCUCAGGUCCUAUAUACCUGAUAUUCCAGUACUGCUGUAACGGAGAUCUCUUGAACUAUCUGAAGAGCAACAGGGAAAGUUUUUACAAAUAUCUGACAGACGCUUUCAACAGGGACAGAUUCAGGGGCCUCUACCACAACUUCCAGCAGAAGAGAAACUCAAGUGAGUAUAAUGAGCAUGAUACCAACCAAUACGUGCACAUGACUCCCUCAACCAAAGGACAGGAGAAAGAGGCGCUCCUCAGGCCCAGCAUCAGCUCAGUGUCUACUAUUGAGGAAAUGCUUGAAUGCGAAGAAAAACAUCAAGAAGAGGAACUUCAGAGUUUCACCUAUGAUGACCUUCUGAGUUUCUCUUUUCAAGUUGCAAAGGGCAUGGAGUUCCUGUCAUCUAAAAAUUGUAUCCAUAGGGACUUGGCAGCCAGAAAUGUUUUGGUGACACAAGGCAAACAGGUGAAGAUCGGUGACUUUGGCCUUGCAAGAGACAUUGAACAUGAUUCCAACUACGUUGUAAGAGGAAAUGUGCGUUUGCCCGUGAAGUGGAUGGCUCCUGAGAGUAUUUUCAAAGGGGUUUACACAAUGCAAAGUGACGUCUGGGCCUACGGCAUUUUGCUAUGGGAAAUCUUUUCUCUAGGAGUCACCCCAUAUCCUGGAAUAACUGUGAAUGACACAUUCUACAGAAUGAUUGAAAGUGGAUAUCACAUGGAGCAACCCUAUUAUGCUGAAGAAUCUGUUUACAAGGUAAUGUGUCGCUGCUGGAUGAUUGAUCCUGUCGACCGGCCUUGUUUCUCCAAGCUUGUGGCUUUCAUGGAAAAAGAGCUGGCCGCUUUGGAAGAGAGGCUGUAUUACAAUGUUGAAGGAUAUUGCCACAAUGACACAACAUAUCAGAAUGCACUCGUGACCCCGGAUGCUACAUUGAUGGAGAAAAUGGAUGUUUGCCGAUCCAGCACUGAGAAUUCAGAUGAAGCAAAGCUGUGGACAAACCUGGAUCUGUAAGAACAAAACCUCUCGUUUAAACAUAGGGGUUAAAGCCUUGCAUUAGGAAAACAUAAUGCAUAACCAUUAAUAGCCACUUACACAUAGCAUUUUUAAUUUCUAAGAGAAAACGUGGAAGGAAUUGGAAGGAAUAAUUCAUGUGUUUAAUGUUUUUGUUUAAGGCCUAUUAACAAAUUUUCACAUUCUUCCACGAGUGUUUACACUGUAAUUCAUAACAUACAGUAUUUGGAUGUUGUUUUGUGCAGGAUGCUUCUUUAGGCACUUAAAUAUAUAAAUAAUAACCAACUUUCCCAAUUUUAAUUAGAAUUCUAGAUAUUGUACCUGAAUAACCUGCUUCUGUACUCCGUAAUGAAGGCUUACAAGAGAUGCCGUGUUUGAGAUGUACAACAGAUUAUGAUUUUUUUUUGCUGCACUUUGCAGAAGAAAUUGCUAUAUUUUUAUAACAAAAAAUAAUAACUUUUCAUUAUAUUUAUUCAGAAAUCUUAGACAUUUAUGGUUUAAUCAUUAAUCUUGAAACAUUAUUUAUCAUGUAAUAGUCUGAAUAUUAGAAUAGUCUGGCAGUGUGCUUAGUUAUGCUUGUGCUUAAUAGAACUUUAAUGUGCACAUUUGUGCAGAUUGUCUAUAAACAAUAUAGUCCAUAGCUUACAUUUCAGUGUGUCUUUUUAAGUCAACAACAAGCAAAGUACAAACAACCUUACUGUUUAGGUUAAGCAUUCCUAACUUUUUCAGUCCACUGAGACAAUAAAUAAGUGGGCAUGAUAACUGAAAAGGAGUUAACGAACUGUCAAAUGUUUAUGAAAAUAUUGACAAAUAUUUGUAUGUAAGGUUUAAGAUGCAAAAAAGCAAAUAAAACACAAUACAAGUUGUG